AUAAAUAGACAGAUGAAGCAAAAGUCUCGGCAGAUCAAUGUAUGUUCUAUCCCCUCACCAUUAGGUACUAAGGAACCGGGCUUGGACGGCCCAAUGGUUUUGAACAUAUUGGGCAUUGGGCCACAGAGAAUUGAUUGGAUGAAGAACAAAGAAUUAUUUAUUCAGCGCUGUCAUCGCCCUUGGCAGCGACCAGCGAGAUGUCAGGUGCGAUCGAAGACGUCAGAGUCCAAGAUAUCAGCGCCAUCAACUCCCAAUCCGGCAUCAGGAUCACAACUGCAGUGGGAACGGGAGCAUUUGUGAAGAGCAUCCAUGCCAGAAGAAUGGCAAUGCACACAAUGAAGUAUGUGUUCUGGAUGUCAGGAAAUUAUACCUCACGUCCAGAUAGUGAUUAUGGCCCGAAAGCACUUCCAGUCAUCCAGGCGAUAAAUUACCGAGACAUGACUGCAGAAAACGUUGCAAUUGCAGCAGAUCUCCGAGGAAUAGAGGGCGAUGCCUUCACCGGGAUAUGCAUUUCUAAUGUGAGUAUUAUUGGCAUAUCAAGCAGCUCAAAGACAAUGCCAUGGAACUGCAGUAACAUUAAGGAGAAGGUGUUGUUACAAGCAGUGUGA
This is a messenger RNA of Diospyros lotus (date-plum), 608 nucleotides long. RefSeq names its product probable polygalacturonase. Gene Ontology annotation, molecular function: polygalacturonase activity. Gene Ontology annotation, biological process: carbohydrate metabolic process. The coding region runs from base 198 to 608 and encodes 136 amino acids. Lineage: Eukaryota; Viridiplantae; Streptophyta; Magnoliopsida; Ericales; Ebenaceae. The transcript has a single exon. The record is from RefSeq and is a predicted model, not a curated record.